Messenger RNA from Ostertagia ostertagi, 528 nucleotides. NCBI's taxonomy places the organism in Eukaryota, Metazoa, Nematoda, Chromadorea, Rhabditida, Trichostrongylidae. The record is from the annotation of a GenBank genome assembly.
CUAGUUUCUGAUGAUGAACUGCUUCAGCGGUUGGCUAAGGAGAAAUUUGAUGUUGGCAUUUCCGAAGCUCUUGGAAUCUGUGGUCUAGGAGCACUGUCAACCAAAGGCGAUCAUAUGAAUAUGAUCGAUCGACUUAAGAACGUCAUUGACGUGUUGAUGGGAGAAAGACUUUUCCAUGAUGAAAUCUUUGUGGAUUCCUCAUUUGUUUUUACGAUUCAUGCAAAUCCAUACCUCGAUUAUCCUCGUCCAAUGCUACACAAAACUGUUCCGAUCGGCGGAGUUGCUGUCAAAAUUGAUUCCAAGAAAAAAGUUCUAACAAAGGAAUGGGAUGAUAUACUGAAUGAAACGAAACACCACCGUACUGGUCUCAAGUUAAGAAGUUCUCUGUUAAGAAAAACUCUUCUGGCCGUUUUCGAAAGUAUGCCUGAAACAACGUUUAUCUGGAAAUAUGAAGAGGAAGGCUCGCAAAUAGCUGCUUAUCUGAAAAAUGUCUAUUUGCGGACUUGGGUCCCGCAGAUUGCUCUUCUU